Molecule: messenger RNA, 930 nt
Organism: Penicillium mononematosum
Lineage: Eukaryota; Fungi; Ascomycota; Eurotiomycetes; Eurotiales; Aspergillaceae
Product: HVA22/TB2/DP1 family protein
Exons: 4
Coding region: 1-930 (309 amino acids)
Source: RefSeq, a predicted model, not a curated record
AUGUUUGGAAUCUUCGCGGACUUGAUGUCCUCGGUCAUCACGAUCCUCUUCCCCGUUUUCGCUUCCUACAAGGCUCUCCGUUCCUCUGACCCCUCACAACUCGCACCAUGGCUGAUGUACUGGGUGGUGCUUUCAGUCAUUCUGCUGGUUGAAUCCUGGACUGUGUUUAUCAUCGGAUGGUUCCCAUUCUACAGCUGGAUCCGCCUCGGUUUCAUGGCUUAUCUCGUCCUCCCCAGACGCAAGGGGCUCGCACACUACAUGAUCGGCAACACUCAUGAGCGGGCCAAGGCACUGGGUCUUCAAUACUUCUACCAAGCUAUCGAUUUAAUCCGGCAAAAGGUCUUGGGUCUACCCCCGCAACGCCCCACGACACCUCCUCAGCCAGGUGCCGCUUCCUACGCGCAGUCGCUACUAUCGCGUUUCAACAUCCCCAGUGCCGGAGCACCUGGGACGUCCGCCAACGCAAAUGAUUGGUAUUCUGUGCUGAGUACCGCUGUGGGCUCGGUCACAUCUGGAAAGUCUCGGGAAGCGCGGGAUCAGGAGCUUUCAGCCAGUGGCAAUCUUCUUCAGCGCCAGAUGCAGUCCAUGUCUGGAGCCGAGAAGGCUCACUUUAUUUCCUCGCAGCGAGAGCUGCUAGACCACCUCCGGUCAACCCUAACACAAGAGGAGCAGAGCAGCUCUCGGGGUGGGCUCGAGGCUGAUGACCUUGCCUACGGCGUGCCGUUACGCAAGAACCGCAGCGAGAACUCCUUCGAGGUUGUUGAUGAUGAGGAUCUAGGACGUCGCCCCGAACGAAAGACUAGUGGUGGAUGGGCAUCUGGUUGGUUCGGCAACGAGCGAGAUUCUUCGGGUUCAUCUGGUACUGACUUCGCGGCGCGGGCUGUCGAUGAGAUUGCCCGGUCGCGCGCAACCGGGUACGACCGAUCUUGA